Messenger RNA from Stylophora pistillata, 1779 nucleotides. RefSeq lists its product as uncharacterized. Gene Ontology annotation, molecular function: cell-cell adhesion mediator activity. Lineage: Eukaryota; Metazoa; Cnidaria; Anthozoa; Scleractinia; Pocilloporidae. Gene Ontology annotation, biological process: homophilic cell-cell adhesion; dendrite self-avoidance; axon guidance. The record is from RefSeq and is a predicted model, not a curated record. Gene Ontology annotation, cellular component: plasma membrane; axon.
UGCGAUGCCAGCAGAGGCACAUCGGGGAAUCCUGGGUACAGAUCAUGGUCAGGAGGGAGUAAUGGGCAUGGUGCACAGAUUGCUGAUGAUCACAAUUCAGGUGGCGGCGGGGGCGGUUUUUACACCAGUGGAAGAAGUUCAAAGAGCUUUGGUGGUUCCAUGGGAUAUGGUGGAGAGGGUGGUAAAGGAUUUCUUCAGGGUGGAGUGGGUGGAAGGGCCAUAUAUGACGCUAUCGUGGGUGGCUUUGGAGGAGGUGGUGGUUCUUACGGGUAUGCAGCAGGCGCAGGAGGAGGAGGCGGAUACUCCGGGGGGAGCAGUGGAGAUAAUGAAUUCGAUUCCUGUGGGGGCGGAGGAGGGUCCUACAACGCUGGAAAAGAUCAGCAAAGUGAAUGUUGUUAUAAUGCAGAUGGCCAUGGUCGGGUCACCGUUACAUUGCUGUAACAGGGAUCACACCUGUGAAUUUCACAAGCCAUACAUUUGAUUUUUUAAAGCUGCUAGCUUGUAUUGGUUGCCCUUGGAAAUAGAAAGAGUGACAACCUUGAGAAAAAACGUCUUUAAUCGUCUAUGAAAGGAAAAGAAAAUUCACGGAGGCAGAAGAUGUAGUAUUAUCAUUUUGCUGCUUUGCUUUUAGUGUUUUUUUUUUCCUUACUCGAGCAAGAGGGUUGAUCGUUCCAGGUUCUCAUUCAGUGUAAUGGAGUGAAAAUGCAGUCGAAGGCCAAGGAGAAAUAGCAUUUUAUUGUUUGACGCUUCUAAGUGCAAAAUUAUUAAUACAGUUCGAGGGAGAGCUAUUCUUUAUUCCUUAGGAUUUGUUAUCAAAUACCAAUCAAACUUCUCCUUUUCGGAAAUACACGAUUCUCUUAAUUACUUUUAUUUACAAUUAGUACACAAUCGUCACUAACUGAAAGACCUGCCCGGUUCAUGAACUAAAUUACCCAAAAGCUUUCUACUCCAAAUAUUAACCCCUUGCCAAAUCAAGCGGCCUGGUCAUAGUCGGUUCCAAACUUGUCACGCCACGCUAUAGUCUCGAGCUAAGACCGUUGUGUGACAUUGAUUUCCUUAAGAUGCGUGGAAUUUGGAAUUGAAAUUUAGGGAUUGAGAAAUUAUCGGAAAGCAAGAUUGAAAUAUGCCCGGCUUUUGUAAUGCAGAUUUCAUAUUUACUUUUUUUUUUUUCAUUGCUUGUGUUCUUCUUUCAUUUGGUUUUUCAAACAACUAGACAGCAACCCUGACAAACAAGAAUGUCAAAAUAUGAGAUAAUUAUAACUGGGUCACGUAUACAAUAUGGAGUACAACGCAAGACAACACGGUUUACGAUUAUAACAAUCACAUUUUUAGCAUUUUGGGAACUACGACCAGUAACUGAAGCUGGAAAAAAACUGACAGCGAAGGUUGUUUCAUAUCGAAGAGACGAACGGCCUGUUAAAGUAAGAGACCAUCUCCCUUAGAAGUACAGCGACGCUUAUUUCUUCUUAAGUACAUUGGAAAGCAGUACAUUUAAGCCUGCGCUACACAACUACAGCGUUGUCAUUUCUUUCAUGAUCCAGGGCCGGGAUUGCGCUGCCGUUUGAGUACGCAGCUGAAGGGGAUUGGGAGCCAGUAUCAGACACAGACCUCAUCUGGCGCUUGACUUCAAACACCUGACGAAAGGAAAAAUAAACUUUAACAAAUUGCUUGAUUUGAAAAACUAAUUCAAGAACAUAAAAUUAGAUACCACUCAAGGAGAACUGUCUUCCUGGUGCGUAUUGCGACUGACGUCUGAUUAGUAAAAAACCAAAAACAAAA